UUUUUUUUUUUUUUUUUUUUUUUUUUUUUUUUUUUUUUUUUUUUUUUUUUUUUUUUUAAAUUUUUGGUCUUUCUUGAGGAACCCUUUUGCUAAUUGCUGAGCCCAGAUCGGCUGAAGGCGACGAUUUCGAUAUUGUGACCUAAUGAUGGCUGAGAAGAAAGUUAUAGUCAUUUGUCAGUCAGGUGGUAAAUUUGAGACCAGUGCCGAUGGUAUACUUUCUUAUGAAGGUGGUGAUGCCCAUGCUAUGGAAGUUGAUAACAAAAUGAAGUUUAAGGAUUUCAAGUUGGAGGUAGCAGAGAUGUUUAAUUGCAAUCUUGCUACCAUGUCGAUCAAAUACUUUCUUCCAGGGAACAAGAAGACCCUUAUCAGCAUCUCCAAUGACAAAGAUCUCAAACGCAUGAUCAAAUUUCAUAGCGACUCUGACACUGCAGAGAUUUAUGUUGUGAUGGAAGAAAUUGUUGCCCCUGAAGCGUCCUACAUGCCGGGCAGUAGGUCAAGUAGGACAUCUUUGUCUGAAGCUGCCGUUCCCCUUAAUGCUUCCCAAACUAUGAUGAACAAUGCUGUGGAUGAUAUAAGUGAGCCUGGUCUUCUGCUUGAUGCCACUUUUGAUAUGGUCAGUGAUGCCAACCAUGACGAGGCGCAAACUGAUGUACCAACUGAGAUUUCUGUACCUACUGAAAUGCCUAUGCCAAUUUCUUUUGUUGGUUCCUACAGUGAAAAGCAUGCUAAAGUCGCAGAGAAGUGGCAGGACAAUAUUACUGGUGUGGGCCAAAGGUUCAAUAGUGUACAUGAAUUUCGCGAGGCAUUGCGCAAAUAUGCCAUUGCACAUCAGUUUGCUUUUAAGUACAAGAAGAAUGAUAGUGAUCGUGUAACUGUAAAAUGCAAAUCAGAGGGCUGUCCUUGGAGAAUUCACGCAUCAAGGUUGUCGACCACCCCACUGAUUUGCAUUAAGAAAAUGACUCCAACACAUACAUGUGAAGGUUCCAUGGGAACAAAUGGUUAUAAGGCAACAAGAAGUUGGGUUGCUAGUAUCAUCAAGGAAAAACUUUCAGUUUUCCCAAACUAUAAGCCGAAGGACAUUGUCAAUGACAUCAAACAGCAAUAUGGAAUCCAGCUAAACUACUUUCAGGCUUGGCGGGGCAAAGAGAUCGCCAAGGAGCAGCUUCAGGGUUCUUAUAAAGAGGCAUAUAGUCAGUUACCAUUUUUCUGUGAGAAGAUAAUGGAAACAAAUCCAGGAAGUCUAGCUACAUUCACUACUAAAGAAGACUCAAGCUUUCAUCGCCUCUUUGUUUCCUUUCAUGCUUCUUUAUAUGGCUUUGAACAUGGCUGCCGUCCUUUGCUUUUUCUGGAUAGCAUAUUUUUGAAGUCAAAAUACCAAGGAUCUCUGUUGGCUGCUACAGCUGCUGAUGGGGACGAUGGAUUCUUCCCUGUUGCUUUUGCUGUUGUAGACACAGAAUCUGAUGAAAACUGGCGAUGGUUUCUACAACAACUAAAAACUGCUCUGUCAAAUUGUCAUGGAUUAACUUUUGUUGCUGAUAGAGAAAAGGGAUUGAGAGAGUCAAUUGCUGGAAUUUUUCAGAAUGAGGAUGUUCACCAUGGUUUCUGCCUGCGCUAUCUGUCUGAGCAGUUUCUUAGAGAUUUGAAGGGAAAAUUUUCUCAUGAAGUGAAGCGUCUUAUGGUUGAGGAUUUUUUCAGUGCUGCUCAUGCCCCUACGCCUGAAGGUUUUCAUAGAUGUGUCGAAAGCAUUAAAAAUAUUUCAGUCCAAGCACAUAAUUGGAUCAUGCAAAGCGAGCCCGUUCACUGGGCAAAUGCAUUCUUCCAGGGUGCACGAUAUAACCAUAUGACGUCAAAUUUUGGGGAGCUGUUCUACAACUGGGUACGCGAUGCACAUGAAUUGCCCAUAACGCAGAUGGUUGAUGCGAUACGGAAUAAAAUUAUGGAACUAAUUUAUUCUCGCCGUUCAGAAUCUAUUGAUUGGCUGAGAAGGUUGACUCCCUCGAUGGAAGACAGACUAGAGAAGGAAAGUGCUAAAGUUAGUACACUUCAGGUAUUAAUAUCAGCUGGUAACAGAUUUGAGGUUCGUGGAGAGACUGUUGAAGUUGUUGAUGUUGAUAACUGUGAUUGUAGUUGUAAGGGUUGGCAGCUUACUGGAUUGCCUUGUUCUCAUGCAAUUGCUGUCAUUGGUUGUCUUGGCCGAGACCCACAUGAUUAUUGUUCCAGAUACUUCACAACUGAGAGUUACAGAACAACAUAUUCUCAGUCAGUACAUCCUAUUUCAAAUGUAAAUGGCCCUUUUCAGAAGGGCACUUCUCAGCUUGCAGUAACUGUAACCCCUCCCCCAACUCGUCGUCCACCUGGACGGCCUACUACUAAAAAAACUGGCUCACAAGAUGUGGGAAAACGGCAAUUCCUAUGCAGUAGAUGCAAGGGUACUGGCCACAACAAGUCGAAUUGUAAAGAGCUUUUGUUGGAGUGUUAGGCUUGUAAGUAGAUGUUUCUGGCAGAGCUAGUUUAGAUUCUAUUUACUGUCUUUGGACAUGCAAUAACCAACACAUCCUUGCUAACCUCAAUAAGAGGACAGGAAGCAGUUCGGUGCAACUACAUUUUCUAUGCUGUUGUUCUCAAAAUUAAUGCAUAUGUAUGAUCUGUGUAGUUUGGUGUCA
This is a messenger RNA of Sesamum indicum (sesame), 2663 nucleotides long. RefSeq lists its product as uncharacterized. Gene Ontology annotation, molecular function: protein binding; zinc ion binding. NCBI's taxonomy places the organism in Eukaryota, Viridiplantae, Streptophyta, Magnoliopsida, Lamiales, Pedaliaceae. The record is from RefSeq and is a predicted model, not a curated record.